AUGACUACCGCACAUAGACCUACCUUCGACCCAGCAGUGGGAAAAGAAGCACAACGAGGCCCGGCCUACCAUCAAAGAUUACUUCCAGCUCACACACAACUGAAAUUCCGAAAGCCAGGACAGGGAGGCGAUGCAGCAGCCGAAGUCAGAGACCUCCGAGCAGAAUUAUUACAAGCAGAAGCAGCGCAUUUCGCUAAAAAGAAUGGCGGGUCAAGCGCUGCAAUCGAAGAUGUACAGUCAUCUACAAACACAUCUAAAAGACAACUCGAGAAUGGCUCCGUGGAGGACGAUGAAGACACAGAAGCAAAGAGGCGGCGCAUUCUGGAAGAAACUCGAGAUAUAGAUGCCGACUCAGACGAUGCUGGAGAGAGUGAUAGUAGUGAUGAUGACAGUGACGACGACGAAGACGAGACUGCGGAGCUUCAACGGGAACUUGAAAAGAUUAAGCGCGAGCGUGCCGAGAAACGAGAACAAGAGGAACGAGAAAGACUAGCGGCUGAAGAAGCGGAGCGAGAGCAUGAUAUCGCUCUUGGCAACCCAUUGUUAAAUGCCAAAUCUGACUUCAAUGUUAAAAGGCGAUGGGACGAUGAUGUCAUUUUCAAAAAUCAAGCUCGUGGAACCGAAGAUAAAGGGAAAAAAGAAUUCGUCAAUGACUUGCUACGAUCCGAUUUCCAUAAGAAGUUUAUGAGCAAAUACGUGAGAUGA
Molecule: messenger RNA, 705 nt
Organism: Botrytis sinoallii
Lineage: Eukaryota; Fungi; Ascomycota; Leotiomycetes; Helotiales; Sclerotiniaceae
Exons: 9
Coding region: 1-705 (234 amino acids)
Biological process (GO): mRNA cis splicing, via spliceosome
Cellular component (GO): catalytic step 2 spliceosome
Molecular function (GO): RNA binding
Source: RefSeq, a predicted model, not a curated record